Messenger RNA from Xiphophorus couchianus (Monterrey platyfish), 2155 nucleotides. Its product is annotated as homeobox protein Hox-B5a-like. Bases 1221 to 2048 code for a protein of 275 amino acids. NCBI's taxonomy places the organism in Eukaryota, Metazoa, Chordata, Actinopteri, Cyprinodontiformes, Poeciliidae. Gene Ontology annotation, biological process: regulation of transcription by RNA polymerase II; anterior/posterior pattern specification. Gene Ontology annotation, cellular component: nucleus. The transcript has 3 exons. The record is from RefSeq and is a predicted model, not a curated record. Gene Ontology annotation, molecular function: RNA polymerase II cis-regulatory region sequence-specific DNA binding; DNA-binding transcription factor activity, RNA polymerase II-specific.
GACGGUUAUGCAAACAAUUCAAAAUGUUUCCUUUGCAUUUUAAAAGGAGGUGCUGUGUGCGCGUUAUCAACAAAGAAAAGUCAAACAAUCUAACACCAAAAAUGAUCGAUGUUUACUGCAGUGUUUACAUUCAACAGAGGGCCAGGAUGUGUUGAGAUAUAACCUUCAUGCCUCUGUCAGUUCAUUCUAACUGAGUUUCGAACCUUUUGACUAUGUUUGGUGCAAACUGAAAAAGGCAAAUAUAGCUGGCCUGACUGUGUAGGAACAUCUGGAGCUAUUAAAAGAGAAUCCGAAGAGCAAAAUAGAAACGCGAGUUCCUUCCCUUUGUUUGUCUGCUGUGAGCUCGUCUUUGCAGAGGCAGAAGAAGAAAAUGGCCGCUGAGAGAAGGAGUGAAAGACGAAAAGCAGCUCCCCUCCAGCAGGAGUCCAUGAAGAAAUGCAAUAAAUUCCUUGUUGUUUUAUGAAAAUUUACAACUUUGUGAUACAAGUUUAUGAGUGGCCGUGCAUAGGGAUUGGACGGCGAGCUGGUCAUGUGGACGCGCUUAACGUGAACAUGAACUUUUUAUGAUUUCCCAAGUGGCUAUAAUGCUGCAGCGCUGCUCUCCGGCCCGAACAGCCGCCCUCUCCUUCCCUGCUUCGGCCGAACCUCGCAAGCAACCGAGCCGAACCUCGUCCAGCGGACAAAUAAAACUAAGCUUAUAUCGAACCGAAGUGCUUAUUAACAACAGUGAUCGUGACUGCAGAGAAGAGAGGAGCAGAGACUGACAACAAUCCGCCUUCCUCCUCCUCCACCCGCUCCUCUUCCUCCAUGGCUCCGCUUUCCGGCGACUCUGGACUGACGGUCAGAAGAGAGGACAGCAGAGUCCAUCCCUGGAGACACAAUACCGGAGACUGAAUCUGUUUUUGUUUUUGUUUUUUGCUUAUUUGUUUGUUUGUUUGUUUGUUUGUUUGUUUGUUUGAAUUUGACAUUACGCUUGAUGAUUAACAGUAGAAUAGGGGCGAUGAUAGUAGAAGACAGGAGUGUUUUCAUGUCUCGACGUCUCCUCGGUGACAUCAGAGGAUCUGCUAAUCCACCUCUCCCUCGCCUUCACCUCCGCUUCCUCACAGACCGGGUAAGAUGCUGCCUCCUGUCCUUCCAGCAAGCCGCCGCGGGGAGCUGCAGGGCGCUACCCGAAUGGCCCCGACUAUCAGCUGCUAAAUUAUGGAGCCAGCAACGGCGCAAUGAACAGCGGGACGUACAGGGACUCCUCCUCUGCCACAAUGCACCAUGCGACUGGCUCUUAUGGCUACAGCUACAAUGGCAUGGAUCUGACCGUAACCAGCCGAGGAGGGGGGGGCAGCAGAGCCGCAAACACCGGAGGACACUUCGGUGGAGGCUCGGCGGUCGAGGACUCCAGGGGCUUCGGCUUCAGACAGCCGGUCAGUUGCUCGCUUGCUCCCCCGGGAAAUUCUCUCUUGGCAGGCGGUCGUGAGAACAGCAAACUGGGCACACAGAGAUCGUCUCCCCCCUCAGAGCAACCAGGAAGCAGCAACCUCAGCUCUCCAAACCUGUGUUCACCCACGAUGGCCGGCGGCGCGGCGCGGCGCUUCACAGAGAUUGAAGACGCUUCACCAGACAGCGAGGACCUGCUCCUUCCUCGGGAAGCCAGUCACGGCAGUAAUCCACGGCCCAAAACCGGGCACUCGCAAGCUGUUCAGAAACAGGAAGGCAGCCCGGCGGGAUCAGCUGCUGGCAGUAUGGGCAGCGACGCGCAGACACCCCAGAUUUUUCCUUGGAUGAGAAAACUGCACAUUAGCCAUGAUAUGACGGGCCCGGACGGGAAACGGGCGCGGACAGCGUACACCCGCUAUCAGACUCUGGAACUGGAGAAGGAAUUCCACUUCAACCGGUACCUAACGCGGCGGCGGCGCAUCGAGAUUGCUCACGCACUCUGCCUCACAGAACGACAGAUCAAGAUCUGGUUUCAGAACCGGAGGAUGAAGUGGAAGAAGGAUAACAAGCUGAAAAGCAUGACUUUGGCCGCGGCUGGCAGCGCCUUCCAACCGUAGGAGUAAAAUCCCUUUCAAAGAACCUGGUCGUUCAGCUCGAUGACUUGUUAUCUAAAACUGGAGGGAGGGAGGCAAACAGGACAGACAGCGCAAAGAAAUAAUAAAAA